Alligator sinensis (Chinese alligator) is the source of this 2768-nucleotide messenger RNA. It is a transcript of the gene BPNT2, whose product is annotated as inositol monophosphatase domain containing 1. Gene Ontology annotation, biological process: phosphatidylinositol phosphate biosynthetic process. The record is from RefSeq and is a predicted model, not a curated record. The transcript has 5 exons. Gene Ontology annotation, cellular component: endomembrane system. The annotation marks the transcript as partial. NCBI's taxonomy places the organism in Eukaryota, Metazoa, Chordata, Crocodylia, Alligatoridae. Gene Ontology annotation, molecular function: 3'-nucleotidase activity.
GCCGACGCGCUGCAGGAGCGGGCCAAGGGCAAGACGCGCGAGGGCGCCGAGGAGAAGCUGACGAGCGGCGACCUGCUCUCCAACCGCAGGAUGGUCUCGCUGCUCCGCGCCGCCUUCCCCGGCCUGCAGAUCAACUCUGAAGAACACAUUGAGACAGCUAACCUGGAGACGGUCAUCUGGGAUCGCAGUAUUCCUGAAGACAUAAAGAAAAAGAUAGAACCUAGAGAAGUUCCAGCAGAAAGUGUUACUGUCUGGAUUGAUCCACUGGAUGCUACACAAGAAUAUACGGAGGAUCUUCGGCACUAUGUUACAACUAUGGUUUGUGUGGCUGUAAAUGGAAAGCCAGUGAUAGGAGUAAUACACAAGCCAUUCUCAUCAUAUACAGUCUGGGCGAUGGUGGAUGGAGGGUCAAAUGUAAAAGCUCGUUCCUCCUACAAUGAGAGAACUCCAAGGAUUAUCGUAUCCCGCUCUCACGCUGGAAAAGUAAACCAGGUUGCUCGGCAGACAUUUGGAAAUAAAACUACGAUCAUCCCCGCUGGCGGAGCAGGUUAUAAAGUUCUAGCUCUCCUUGAUGUGCCUGACGAGAAACAAGAAAAAGCUGAUGUGUAUAUUCAUGUGACAUAUAUUAAGAAGUGGGACAUAUGUGCUGGAAAUGCUGUGUUGAAAGCAUUAGGUGGUCAUAUGACUACUCUGGCUGGAGAAGAAAUCAGUUACACCGGUUCAGAUGGUAAUGAGGGUGGACUCAUUGCCAGUAUCAAUAUGGACCAUAAGGCACUGAUUGAAAAACUCCCAGAUCUAGAGAAGACUGCACAUAAAUAAACAAAACUGCUGAGGAAUUCAAGACUGCAGAAGCAUGACUUGAAAUGUUCAAUCUGGGGGAACAGGUGUGAGAGUGACCUGUUAAAGGGUAUUAUGUACAAGAAGUAAAGCAACUCAGCCUAGUUCUGGGGACAACAAACAGCAUCGGAUUUUUUCAAUGGUGGUGUUUAAAAACUCAAAAAUAGAAAGGCAUCAAGCUGCCUCAUUCCUUGAUUUCCAUCUUUUUUUUUUUUUCAGACUGUUUCCAUAUAGUUUAUUCAAAGUGCAUAUGCCGUGUACAUGCGUGUGUGUAUACACACACGCACACAGGUGAGUGUGUGAAUAUAUCUGGUUAAAAAAUCCAGAUCAGUACUUAGAUUAUUAUAAUUAGUUCUCAUGUGGAUUAUUCAAUCUGAGUACAUCAUGUUCCAGUAGUUGUAGCACUUCCAUAUUGAAUUACAAGGGAAAAAGAUAAAAUUUAUAUGGUUAUUUGAUAACUGUAACCCUUCUAGCAGGGAAUAUGGAACACAAGGUUAUAUUUCCAUGAAGCACAAGAAAACAGACACAAAUCUGUAUGGAACAACAGUUAAAAUCUUUGACAGUAGUAUUUUAUUGAAGAAUAAAAUAUGUUCUCGACUAUUCUGACAUUUUUCUGAAAAUUUAAACCAGUUUAAUUCAAAUAUGAGAAUUGUGAAUAUUGGUGAUUAAUAAAUCAGUGUAAUUAUUUCUGUAUCUCUUUUUAGAAAGAUAAUAUUCCCUUGUAUAAUUUUUAACAAUUAACUCUUGUCUUUGGUUUUAGUUUGUAAUGUUCAAGGUGCAUGCUAAAUUCUUCUUUUUCAAACUUGUUCAGCAUUCCGUGUUUAGCUCUGUAUAAGCAGCCUCUUGUUUGUUUGUCUGUUUGCUAAGUUACUUGGCAAAUACACAAAAUUGAUUUUGUUGGUAAAAAUAAGUUGAUCAAUUUACGGUAUGAAAAAGAUUACCAGUUUUCAGGCACUCCUAAAUUUGGUUGAUGGCUUUUAUUGUCGAUUGUGUGAGAAUAGCCCUUAAAGGUGAAUUCCUUCCCACUGUAAACCCCACUUCUGAACAGUCUGUGACUACAUAUUGACCACAUACAUAUUAGGAGUUUAGGUCUGCAUUCAAUCAGGGCACAUUCUGAUAAUAUUACAUGGUUUUGGAAAUUUUAGGAGAUUUUGAACACUUCAGUACAGCAGUGUGAUAGAGAAAAAACCCUUCAGUCCAAUCCAGGAUUGAAAAGGUUUUGCCCAAGUCACAUAAAACAAAAUGUUACUCCAGUAGCAAACAGUGGCACCAUAAAUAGUUGCAAACUUCUGUCUUAUGAACCUGUAACCUUCUCAGAAGCUUUUUAGGGUGGUAGAGAAGCAGCAUUUAAUAAAGUUAUUUUAGUCCCAGUAGGCAAAUUUCACAUCUCUUUUCAAGGAAUAACAUUUUCAUUUAAAUUUACAUCUUUUUCAAGUCUAAGUUUAUUUACUAUAAUGCAGACCACUCUUAUGCAAAAUCUUUUAUCUUGGUAAAAACAUCUUUCCUUUAUUUCCAUUUUUAUUCAUUUAAAAGAAUGAGUUCAUUUGCCUAUCAGGAGUGUUACUUUUUUCCUUUAAGGUUGUUAAUUUUUUAAUAACAUGCAUAUAUGUCAAAAGCUCCCUUUAAGUGUAUAUGUACAAAAUAAUUAAGAUAAGCUUAUAGUUAUUUGUAUUUUUGUAAAUUGUUUGGCAAAGUAUACUAGUCAUGGCUAGUCAUUUGGUAUGGGUAAUAUUUCUAAUUGCUUUAACCAGUUGUUAUCCUUUUUCCAAAACUCGCUGCUGCUGCUGAUUUAAUUUUACUUGGAUAGACAUUCUCAGAAUUCUGCAUAAAAAGUAAAUUUAUUCUAAAUUUGGAACAUAAAUGGAUUAACUGCUGUAUUCUACAGAACAGAAUGAAUGCAUACGAAUAAAGGAGGACAGAAGUAUUGUGAA